AUGCAUUUAAGCAGAUGCGUUGGCCUCGGCAUUGGCAGAAGCGUUAGCAGAAGCAUCAGCGUUAGCAGAAGCAUCAGCGUUCGCACUGGCGUUCGCACUGGCAUUGGCGGAAGCGUUGGCGCUUGCAUUGGCGGUAGCCUGGGCGUUUGCGGCAGCGGCAGCGAACCUUCACCCUCACCCGAGGUACCAGUAGGGCCGGGGAUCGCCCACGAGACGCUGGUGCUAGUGCUGAAAGAGGGAGAAGUGCCAGAGCCAGAGCCAGAGCCAGAGCCACCUACGCUUCCAGAAGCACCAGCGCCGCCCGAAGCAGAUCCGGAACCGCCAGCACCAGCGGAGCCGCUGCCAGAAGCCCCAGCGCCAACAGAGCCCGAGUCGGAACCUUCAGCGCCCGAGGAGCCAGAGUCAGAUCCAGAGGGGGAGGGUAGGCCAGAAGAACUCGCCCCGGUCGAUCCAGUGCCGGAAGCACCACCUGAAGCACCGCCAGAAACACCGCCAGAGCCAGAGGCACCGCCACUCAAAGAUCCGGAAGCACCGCCGGAAGCACCACCAGAGCCACCAGCAGAUCCAGUUCCAGAAGCACCACCACCAAGAGAACCAGAAGCACCACCGGAGCCAGAAGCAUCAGCAGAUCCAGUACCAGAGGCACCGCCGCUAAGAGAUCCAGAGGCACCGCCAGAAGCACCACCAGAGCCAGAGGCACCUCCUCCAAGAGAGCCAGAGGCACCAGCGCCGAGGGAUCCAGUGCCAGAUGCACCACCACUAAGAGAGCCGGAAGCGCCGCCAGAUUCACCGCCAGAGCCAGAAGCACCAGCAGAUCCAGUACCGGAAGCACCGCCGCUAAGAGAUCCAGAGGCACCGCCAGAAGCACCACCAGAGCCAGAGGCACCAGCAGAUCCAGUACCGGAAGCACCACCACUCAGAGAACCUGAAGCACCGCCAGAGGCGCCACCAGAUCCGGAAGCACCGCCUCCAAGAGAGCCAGAGGCGCCAGCGCCGAGGGAUCCAGUGCCAGAUGCACCACCACUAAGAGAGCCGGAAGCGCCGCCAGAUUCACCGCCAGAGCCAGAAGCACCAGCAGAUCCAGUACCGGAAGCACCACCGCUAAGAGAACCAGAGGCGCCAGCACCGGCAGAUCCAGUACCAGAGGCACCACCGCUCAGAGAUCCAGAGGCACCACCGCUCAGAGAUCCAGAGCCACCACCAGAGCCAUUACCAGAUCCUGAUCCGCUGCCGAAUAGACCGCCAGAUCCGAAGAGGUCUCCAGAGCCAGAGCCACCAAGGCCAAGACCAAGACCAGCACCAAGACCAGAGCUACCAGAGGCACUGGCACCAGCAGAUCCACUACCGGAAGCAUCACCAGAAGCACUGCCAGAGCCACCGAGGCCGAGGUCAGCACCAAGGUCAGCCGAGCCUGAGCCCGAACCGGAUGCAUCAGCGGAGCCGCCGAGCAUAGAGCUGAGACCACCGCUGGCUGAAGCAUCGGCGCUGCCGCUACCUCCGCCGUUCAAAAGGCCGUCGAGGAGAAGGCAGGGCUUGCGGGCCUCAAGGGUUUUGUUGGCGGCGGGAGCUGCGAGAGCUGCGCUCACGAGCAGGAGAAUUGUGGCAGUCUUCAUUUUUGUUGUUGAAAGACUGAGAGUAAAAUUGUAA
This is a messenger RNA of Penicillium cosmopolitanum, 1647 nucleotides long. RefSeq lists its product as uncharacterized. NCBI's taxonomy places the organism in Eukaryota, Fungi, Ascomycota, Eurotiomycetes, Eurotiales, Aspergillaceae. Bases 1 to 1647 code for a protein of 548 amino acids. The transcript is spliced from 2 exons. The record is from RefSeq and is a predicted model, not a curated record.